This is a messenger RNA of Spinacia oleracea (spinach), 1710 nucleotides long. RefSeq lists its product as uncharacterized. Gene Ontology annotation, molecular function: transposase activity; zinc ion binding; DNA binding. The record is from RefSeq and is a predicted model, not a curated record. The coding region runs from base 1 to 1710 and encodes 569 amino acids. The transcript is spliced from 3 exons. Gene Ontology annotation, biological process: DNA transposition. Lineage: Eukaryota; Viridiplantae; Streptophyta; Magnoliopsida; Caryophyllales; Amaranthaceae.
AUGAAGAGGGCUAAAAGAGUGACAGGGGUAGAACUUGGUUACUAUAAGUGCUAUAAUGCAAGGUUAAUAGCUAUGCAAAUGAUUCAUGGAGAUUCUGCUGAGGAAUAUAAGAGGGUUUGGGACUAUGCCAAGGCAAUUAGAAUGCACAACCCUGGGAGUACAGUUGUUGUGAAGGUGGUUGGCAUUGAUAAUCCUCCUCCACUAUUUCAAAGGAUGUACAUAUGCCUUCAACCAUGUAAGGAGGGAUUCAUGGCUGGUUGUCGGCCUAUUUUAGGGGUGGAUGGGUGUCAUCUAAGGGGGUCAUAUCCUGGGAUAUGUCUAACUGCUGUUGGUAAAGAUGGAAACAAUAAUAUAUUCCCAGUUGCAUGGGCCGUAGUUGAGGUUGAAAAUGCUGAUACAUGGGCUUGGUUCUUAGAUUUGUUGGUCAAAGAUUUGGAUAGCGUGAAAGAUUCUUUGACAUGGGUACAUGAGAAGGAAGAGGAAGGGGAAGCAGAUAAGGUGACUUAUAUGUCUGAUAGGCAGAAGGGAUUAUUAGAUGCAUUCAACAAAGUGGUGCCUAAUGCAGAGAUCAGAUUCUGCUGUAGGCAUAUUUGGGCAAAUUUCAAGUUGAAAUUCCCAGGAGAAUUAUACAGAGAAUGUUUUUGGAAAGCCGCGAGAUCUUCAACCAAGUGGCAUUUUGAUAGUCAAAUGGAAUCUAUUAAGUUGCUGUCAGUUGAGGCUUACAAGUAUCUAAAUGGAAUACCACCUUGUCAUUGGUCUAGACAUGCAUUCAGCACUAAGUCCAAAUCUGGUAUGUUACUUAACAACUGUUGUGAGAGUUUCAAUAAUGUCAUUAGGGAUGCUAGGUCAAAACCUAUCUUAUCCAUGAUGGAAUGGUUAAGAAGGUAUGUCAUGAAGAGGUGUUGUGCAAAGAGAAAUGGGUUGAAGAAGUUUGAGGGUGUGGUUAUGCCAUCAGUGGUGAAAAUGAUUGACAGGGCUAGUGAUGAAGUGAGUAAGUGUGAUGUUACUCAAGCUGAUGUUCAUGAAUUUGAGGUAGAUCAUAUUAGCACUGGUGAAUCUUAUGUUGUGAAUCUGGUUGAAAAGAGAUGUGGGUGUUAUCGAUGGGAGUUAAUGGGUAUCCCAUGUUAUCAUGCAUUAGCUUGCAUAGUGAAGCAAAGGUUGAACGUUGAGGAUUUUGUGCAUCAGGCAUACCAUGUCUCCACGUAUGCACGAACUUAUGCUCCAGCCUUCCACCCAAUGCCUGGAAAACACCAAUGGCCAACUGUUAACCUAGCACAACCUUUACCUCCUCCAUUUAGGAAAAUGCCAGGAAGACCUAAGGGAAACAAAAGAAUUAAGGAGAAAGGUGAGGGGGAGGAGAGGGAGCUUGUCAUUAGAACUAAAAAGGCAAACAAAUGUGGGAAUUGCGGUGGGACAGGACACUUCAAGAAGACUUGCAAAAACCCUCCAAUGACACCUCCUAAUGCUCCAAAAUCCAAAGGUGGAAGGCCAAGAAAACGUCCACUUGCAACUGCUCUUUACACCGCUCCAACAGUAGUUGCGCCUGCAAAUGUACCUCCUCUGAUCUCUGCACCUGCUGCUCCUUGUAAAACAAAGAAGAAAUCUACUCCAACUUCAAUCCCUAAACCUAAGAAGCACAAAAGUAUUGUUGAUGUCUUAUCAUCUCAAACUAACACUUCUUGUAACUCCAAAACCGGCCCUGUUGCUUAA